Molecule: messenger RNA, 1519 nt
Organism: Gastrolobium bilobum
Lineage: Eukaryota; Viridiplantae; Streptophyta; Magnoliopsida; Fabales; Fabaceae
Product: ATP phosphoribosyltransferase 2, chloroplastic-like
Exons: 11
Coding region: 60-1199 (379 amino acids)
Biological process (GO): L-histidine biosynthetic process
Cellular component (GO): cytoplasm
Molecular function (GO): ATP phosphoribosyltransferase activity; magnesium ion binding
Source: RefSeq, a predicted model, not a curated record
CAUCAUAUCAUAACAAAGGUUUGUGGCGGCGUUUGGUGGCAUUAUUGUAAUCAGUGGCAAUGUUGACGAUGAGCCACCUUCUUCUUCCUCUCCACGCGUCCGUGAAGUCUGCCACUUGGUGCUGCUAUGCCUCACUCUCUAUGCCUGAGGCUCAAGUCCUUAAUGGUACUGAUAGAAUCCCCCACCGCCAAGAGAUCCGUCUUGGUUUGCCCAGCAAAGGUCGCAUGUCUUCUGACACCCUUGAACUUCUCAAGGAUUGUCAAUUGUCAGUGAAGCAUGUCAAUCCCAGACAGUAUGUUGCCGAAAUUCCUCAGCUGUCCAACUUGGAAGUUUGGUUUCAAAGGCCUAAAGACAUUGUAAGAAAAUUGUUAUCCGGAGAUCUAGACCUUGGUAUCGUGGGACUUGAUACUGUCAGUGAAUAUGGCCAGAGUAAUAAAGAUCUUAUCCUUGUCCAUGAGGCUCUGGAGUAUGGAGAUUGCCAUUUAUCCCUUGCGAUUCCCCAAUAUGGAAUAUUUGAAAAUAUAAAUUCACUGGAGGAGCUAGCAAAAAUGCCUCAAUGGACAGAAGAUAAGCCUCUGCGAGUUGCUACAGGAUUCACCUAUCUUGGUCCUAAAUUUAUGAAAGAGAAUGGUCUUAAACACGUGGUAUUUUCAACUGCUGACGGAGCAUUGGAGGCAGCUCCUGCGAUGGGGAUAGCUGAUGCUAUCUUGGAUCUUGUAAGUAGCGGCACCACGCUGAAGGAAAACAACUUGAAGGAAAUUGAAGGCGGAGUUGUUUUGGAAAGCCAGGCUGUUCUUGUUGCAAGCAGGAAAUCGAUGAUCCAACGGAAAGGAGUACUUGAAACGACACAUGAGAUGCUGGAAAGAUUGGAAGCACAUCUGAGGGCCAUUGGGCAGUUCACGGUUACUGCAAACAUGAGGGGAAGCAGUGCAGAAGAAGUGGCUGAGAGAGUACUGAGUCAACCAUCGUUAGCUGGGUUGCAGGGACCCACUAUAAGUCCUGUUUUCUGCAAACGUGAUGGUAAGAUAACAGUAGAAUACUAUGCCAUGGUCAUAUGUGUGCCCAAGAAAGCACUAUACAAGUCUAUACAACAACUGAGAGCGAUUGGAGGCAGUGGAGUUCUUAUAUCACCCUUAACUUAUAUUUUUGAUGAAGAAACUCCACGAUGGCGUCAACUCCUAUCUGAACUUGGGCUAUAGCCAUUUAUGAUCAAUUUAUAGAGUCUUUUGCUGCCCCCUGCUCCCUAACGCAGAAGAGCUUUGAGUGUAUGGGGAAAUCUGGAAAAGACAAGGAUACCAAAACUGUGGGUAGAGAAGGUGCUGCUGCUUCUUUUGCAUUGCUUUAUUAUAGAAAAUUUUGUAGCAAGCCUGUAUUUACUUCCUCUGGUUCUCUCCGGAAGACUAGUAGUGGCUAGAAAAGUGACUUUGGAUUUAUUUGAUUUGUGUUCUUGACAAUAGAGAGAACAAACAAACGGUCUUUUGUUUUCAAGAAUUAAGACUCGAAAAGAAAAGAAAAACUU